Messenger RNA from Linderina pennispora, 1653 nucleotides. RefSeq lists its product as uncharacterized. Gene Ontology annotation, biological process: cardiolipin biosynthetic process. The transcript has a single exon. Gene Ontology annotation, molecular function: CDP-diacylglycerol-glycerol-3-phosphate 3-phosphatidyltransferase activity. NCBI's taxonomy places the organism in Eukaryota, Fungi, Kickxellomycota, Kickxellomycetes, Kickxellales, Kickxellaceae. The coding region runs from base 75 to 1616 and encodes 513 amino acids. Gene Ontology annotation, cellular component: mitochondrion. The record is from RefSeq and is a predicted model, not a curated record.
AGCUUUGCUCUAUCUUGUCUCUGACAUAUUUUUUAUCACUACUGCCCGCUGGAACUAGUACUUUCCAGCAAAAAAUGAUGGCAGCCAGCACCAGUCGACUGGCUAUAGCACGGGCUGGCGGAAUCAUGGCGCACAUGCGGCAAGGAUACACCAUGCCGCUCAUCAUGGCACGCUCGUACGGGUCGAGCCCAGCUGCUGCUACGUGCGAAGCCACCGCCCACGCAGGGCCGACAGCACACAGCGUUUUCCAGUCGUUGGCGACGAACCGGCCAGUAUUCAAAAUCACAAAACCGAUUGAUAUCAUCAGAGAGCCAGCCGAUUUCUAUCAGGCGCUGCUGCGCGGCAUCAGCCGUGCCAAGCACCGCAUCUGCCUCAGCAGCCUGUACAUCGGCAGCGAGGAGACAGAGCUGGUCUCCAAGCUUGACCAGGCGCUGACCAGAUCGCCUGCACUGCAGGUUCACAUUCUGGUUGACUGCCUGCGCGGCACGCGCACUAAUCGGGCAGGCGAGAGCACGGCGACGCUGCUGGCACCGCUGGUCAGCAAGCAUGGGCGGGAUCGCGUCGUUGUGUCCAUGUACCACACUCCGGCGCUCAGUGGAGUCAACAAGCGGGCGUGGCCGCAGAGGUUCAACGAAACGUUCGGGCUGCAGCACAUCAAGGCGUACCUGUUUGAUGACGAGCUGAUAAUGAGCGGAGCGAACCUGAGCCGCGACUACUUUACGAACCGGCAAGACCGGUACAUGCGGCUCAGGGACGAGAAGCUGUGCGGGUACUUUGUCGGACUGCUACAGGCCAUUGCCAAGUUCUCGUUUGAGCUGGUGCCCAGCAGGGGCUCUGGAUUCCACCUGGCGAUACACCAGUUCCCUGAUCCGUCCAAGGACCCGCGCGGCUUUGUCCAGGAGGCAAACGAGGUAAUGGCGUCGUUUUUGCACCGCGCCUCGGUAGAAAACAGCGUGCAAAAGAUCUCGCACACAGACACGCUUGCGAUCCCGACAGUGCAGAUGAGCCAGCUGGGCAUCACCCAGGACGAGCAGCACAUGGCCGAGUUCUUCCAGAUCACCGACCAGUUUGCACGGCAGCACCAGGCGUGCCGCAACUUUAUGACAUCCGCGUACUUCAACUUCUCGGACUUCCACAAGCACAAUGUGCUGGCCAACCGCAGCCGGUGGGACCUGCUGGUAGCAUCGCCCGAAGCCAACGGCUUCUUCACAGCCAGCGGGAUCUCAAAAUACAUCCCCAACAUGUACAGCAUCAUCGAGUACCAGUUCCUUCGCAUGGUGCGCAAGCAUGGCCGUAGCGACAUUGCUGUUGAGGAGUACUCGCGACAAGGGUGGACGUACCAUGGCAAGGGCGUGUGGUGCUAUCUAGAUCAGAAGCUGCCGCAGCUGACCAUGAUCGGGUCACCCAACUACGGGUACCGGUCGAUAUACUGUGACCUGGAAGCGCAGGUCACGCUGAUCCCAGGUAGCGACGCGCUGCAGAACGAUGUGCACCAGGAGGCACUAGGGCUGCUGUCGCAUUCAAAGAUGGUCAGCGAGGCAGAGCUGAAGCAGCGGAUCCGCGGGUCACCGAUGUGGCUUUAUGGCUUGAAGCCAUUUAUUCUGAAGAAGAUGUAGAAGGGUAUGCUGAACCCCAAUAUAUGAAACUGCUUGU